UUUUUUUUUUCUCUUUAUUUUUUAUACAUUAUGGGUUGUUGUCAUUCUUCAGAAAAGCCUACAGUGUAUGAAGUGACGUUGGAUCAUGAUGGUAUAGCACGACAUGUAUCAGAAGGUCAAGGAACACAUUAUAUUCAUGUAUCUGAAAGUAAUGAAACCAUAUUAGAAGAAAAGCCCAACUUGACACCAGAAGAAAAGAUAACCAGUCCGAAUCCGACGUUUCAAAAACCACUUGUCCCUUAUCUCUCGAAACAACGCAUUUACCCUUCAUCAAACAACAACAUCUCGAAAGAAGAAAAGACUCGACCCCCUUCUUUCUCAAUUGGCAAUACAAUAAACAAAGUUUAAGUAUGACCCGUCCCUUAACCCCUUCGGCGUAUUUAUAUUUAUUUAUUUUUUUGUUGUUGUUAGAAUAGUAAUCCUACCCAUUAUAUAUAUAUUUUUACUCUUUAUUCUUUAUACUCAUUAUCAUUACUACCGCAUAUUGUACUUAUUUUUUUUUGUUUCAAUAAAUUUUUCUAUUUGUACUUAUUUUUCUCUA
Halteromyces radiatus is the source of this 541-nucleotide messenger RNA. RefSeq lists its product as uncharacterized. The transcript has 3 exons. The coding region runs from base 31 to 348 and encodes 105 amino acids. NCBI's taxonomy places the organism in Eukaryota, Fungi, Mucoromycota, Mucoromycetes, Mucorales, Cunninghamellaceae. The record is from RefSeq and is a predicted model, not a curated record.